Anopheles bellator is the source of this 2899-nucleotide messenger RNA. RefSeq names its product SITS-binding protein. Gene Ontology annotation, biological process: carbohydrate metabolic process. The record is from RefSeq and is a predicted model, not a curated record. Bases 88 to 2793 code for a protein of 901 amino acids. Gene Ontology annotation, molecular function: hydrolase activity, hydrolyzing O-glycosyl compounds. The transcript is spliced from 7 exons. NCBI's taxonomy places the organism in Eukaryota, Metazoa, Arthropoda, Insecta, Diptera, Culicidae.
CACGGAGACGAGUGGCCCGGUGAUGUUCAUCGAUCGAGUGGUGCGAUCGGCAGUAGUUCGUCACUGGCCGCCUAUGAAGACGACACGAUGACCGAGAGUCAGGAAAAUCUUGCUCUAGCGUUUGUAAACCGUGGCCUUGGCGGAGGUCCAUCGCUUGCCGAGCGGAGGAUGCAGAGCAAGCUAACGGUUUCCAUCGAAAACAAUGCCCCAGACAAUGAUAUGGCCGAAGAAGCACGGGAUAAAGCUACGGAUCUGAUGUCGAUUGAUGAGCGCUCGCGCGGGUUGCGUAGGAAUUCUAUUUCGUUACCUUCGCUAAAUGUUAACGAGCUGGAGAAGAUCGAAGUAGCGGCGGCGGUCACUAAACCAACAACAUUGGUCGAAGACCAAAGUAGCACAAGUUCGAUAUCGGAUGGAACCACCAUGACCCCGAGCCCGAGCACCCCGGUUUCCCCGGCUAAUCUGAAACCGAUGCUACACUUUAACGACGACACGAGCAGCGAUGAGGAAGUUAAACAACCCAGCAAGAACCUCUUCCGGACCAAGCGACGUUCAUCUAUUGCUCCACUACCGGCGCUACGGCUGAAUGAUAAAGAGAUGAUGUCGAACGAUUACGAUACACAUAGCGUGCUGAGCAAUCAGGCGUCGAUUACCAGCAUCAACUCUUUGGCCAGUUUGUUGAAGGAAAAAAUGCAGAAUGUUCCCGCCAUCAUUCGGAAGAAAAAACGCGAAACGAAAGACUACAAGCUGCGGGCGUUUGUUGGAUUUUUGUUUCUCGUCAUUGUUUUUCUGGUCGGCUAUGCGUACGUCAUGUACAACCAGAAGCUGCUGUCGAAGUCGUACUUCGAGAGCAUCAAGUUCCACAAGAAGACGCGCAACAUUCGGGUGCUGGACGGUAAGGGCGGGGAACUGCUAACCGGGGUGCUGGGGACGACGCUGAGCAUCGAGCAGCCGUACAAUUGUUUGCCGAAAAAUCUGCGGGACGACGGCAGCGUGUGCUACGAGUGGAACUCGAAGGCCCGUCUGUACAUGAACGUGGUCAAGCCGCCGACACCAGAUAUCAAGUGCUACUCGUUCCAGUGGGAAACCUUGUUGGAGGACCUUUACCCGACCGACUGUUUCGACGUGGCCGAGGAUCGCGGAUUCUGGUAUGGGGGUGGUCUUACGAAGGGCAUCGAUUACACGCUCGGAAAGGCGUCGUUCGCGAGCAGCCCGUUCGUGACCGGUGACGCGAACGUGAACCAGUGGGGCAACGCUUUGAAGCGGUACUUUUUAAGCUCCCGAGGGGUCGCCAUUCAGGUGGACGAGCGGACGCCCCUGCACGUGAGCGUCAAUGAUGGGCCAGGGCGACGGAUGAUGUGCUUGGAGGGACGCAACGAUAAGUUUGCGUUCGUGAACAAACAGAGCCGGUUUCCGGAGUUGAAGUAUACGGUCUGCACCGGCCCGGGCAUGAAGUCGCUGCACAACGGCUUGGGGCAGAAAAGUCUCUGGGACGGCCUGACGGAGAAGGACACUGGCGUCAUGAAGUCUCUGCUCCGCGAACCGGUGUGGCAGAUACCGGCUUCGCGGCCGGAAGAUCUUACCGAGACGGCCAUCUACAACUACACCGAGAGCAUCAUCGCGCUCGGGUACCUUCGCCUGGGGCACAUUUUGGUGAACGAGUUCUGGCAGCGAAACAUCGGUGACUUCCGCUUGGAUCCGGACCGCUUCGCCACGCUCGACGAGACGGUGAACAUUUUGCAUCGGCGCGGCUUUCGCGUUUCGUUCACCAUUCAACCGUUUAUCAGCACCGAGAGCUUCAACUUCCGGAAGGCGGUGGCAGCGAAGCUGUUGAUUUAUGAGCGGGAAUCGUCGCGCAGCAUUCCGGCCCUGACCCGGUACAAGAGCACCACGAGUGCCGGAGUGAUCGAUGUCACGAACAAUGCUUCGGUUCCGUGGCUGGCCGAGCAGCUGAAGAAAGUGUCCGAAGCGGUUGACAUUGAUUCGUACUUUCUGGACUUUGGGACGGCCUUUAACAUCCCCCGGUACUACCAGUGCUCGCAGACUCUGGUCAAUCCGGACGAGUACAAGACCUACUUCAUGGCGCGCUUCGAACGAACGCUGAGCAUCUUCGGUGUUUCGAGUGCAACAUCCGUCCCACGGCCACCUGCCUUCCUUAGCCUGCCACCGGUUAACAGCUCGUGGACCGGCCUGCAGACCAUCAUACCGACACUGCUGUCUUACGGCAUCAUCGGGUUCUCCUUACUCAUGCCCGGUCCCGUAGGAGGGGACUUUGUGCUGCCAACCCAGCAGCUGAAGAACAUGCACUCGUUUUACGAAUUCGACCUCCCGUCGCUGCCCGAAAAGGAGCUGUACAUUCGCUGGCUACAGCUGGCCACCUUCCUGCCGGUGCUGCGCUUUACGCAUCUGCCCUCCGAGUAUCGGGACGAAACGGUGACAGCGAUAGCGAAGGAGUUGGCCGACAUCCGACAGCGAACGGUGGUGCCGAUGCUGGAACGCUACUCGAGCAUCUCGAUGGACGACGGGCUGCCCAUCAUAAGGCCGCUGUGGAUGCUCGAUUCGACCGACGUCAACUGCUUCUCGAUAGAUGACGAAUUUUCCAUCGGGGACGGAAUGAUUGUGGCGCCCGUCCUCACGAAGGGGGAAACCAUGCGCGAGGUUUACCUGCCCCAAGGCGUGUGGAAGGAUGGCAUAGACGAGUCACUGCGGAAGGGAAGCCGCUGGAUUCACAACUAUAACGUGCCCCAGAAUAAGGUGGCCUUUUUCAUUAAGAUGCCGGACAACACGCGUUUCUAAAACCGGUAACGGUAGUCUCAAAGUGAUAGCGAAGCUCCAGCUGUGAGGAGUGACCGGUAACGAAUAACUUAUUUUAUUAAAUACAAUUUUAUUAACAUUACAAACA